This is a messenger RNA of Penicillium brevicompactum, 621 nucleotides long. RefSeq lists its product as uncharacterized. Gene Ontology annotation, biological process: tRNA-type intron splice site recognition and cleavage; tRNA splicing, via endonucleolytic cleavage and ligation. Gene Ontology annotation, molecular function: nucleic acid binding. The coding region runs from base 1 to 621 and encodes 206 amino acids. The record is from RefSeq and is a predicted model, not a curated record. The transcript has a single exon. NCBI's taxonomy places the organism in Eukaryota, Fungi, Ascomycota, Eurotiomycetes, Eurotiales, Aspergillaceae. Gene Ontology annotation, cellular component: tRNA-intron endonuclease complex.
AUGGCACAAACAACACGCCCUGAUGCGUCGACGAUAACAUCCAAUAUCACCGCCAACAACUACGUGGCCCCGCACCUCGCCACAGCUGCCCAAGUCCAGCACAACCUCCAACACCAGCACCUCUGGACCUCAUUAGCGGGCUACACAAUUCCAGGGAACGCCACACAAACAGAUCCCCUCAAUGCGCCCAAAGACACGAUCUCCCUUAUCUCCGGAUAUCCUCCACACCGUGUGUACACGCACCCAGACGAGCAGCUGUACAUGCUAGAAAACAAGAUCAAAGAAGAUGAUCUGCAGCCAGAGCGCAUGUUUGUCGUACCGACUACACAAGGACAACAAUGGAGCUUGCGUCACAUUGCCGUUGUAUUCGACAGGCUACCCGAGUUCGUUGAGCAAGCGAAGGAGCAGGACGGUGGUUCUCUGGGUGUGAAGGCUGCGGACGAUCCCGAGAAGCGGGAGCGGUUGGCCAAGUACUAUGCGAAGAAGAAGGAGAGUUUACAGACGGGAGAAUGGGGGUCGCAGCGUCUGUUGCUGGCUAUGAUUGAUAAGGGCAUGGGUGGAGAUGGAACGGUGGCGUAUUAUGUGGUGCAGGAGGGAGAAGUGAAGCCGAGGCAGAAUUGA